This is a messenger RNA of Amyelois transitella, 5143 nucleotides long. Its product is annotated as protein tiptop. Gene Ontology annotation, biological process: regulation of transcription by RNA polymerase II. The coding region runs from base 515 to 3769 and encodes 1084 amino acids. Lineage: Eukaryota; Metazoa; Arthropoda; Insecta; Lepidoptera; Pyralidae. The transcript is spliced from 5 exons. The record is from RefSeq and is a predicted model, not a curated record. Gene Ontology annotation, cellular component: nucleus. Gene Ontology annotation, molecular function: DNA binding; DNA-binding transcription factor activity, RNA polymerase II-specific.
GACGCGAUCGAACCGUGCGACUGUCCCGCGCCCGCGUGUUUACAAAACCCGACACGCGUGACUAGCGAACCCGUGAAGUGCCAAAUAAAGUGUCCCGUUUAACUUAGUGCCAGUUCUCAGUGCAGUGACACGAAACUCGGUGUGUUUUAAGUUCAUGUUGUUUGAUCUCGAGGCACCGUGGCGGCCCAUCUGUACAAAUACGGGUGAUUUGUUUAAGUUUCCUAUUGAUGGAUUGGAAUGAGGUUCGACGACAUUGCACACCGUGUUUGACGUACUAAAGGAAUUCAUUUCACGUACGUCAAAAACAAAUAGAAGCUCGAAAAACAAAGGAUACCUGAGAGGUUUCGAAGUGCCAUUGCUUGCUUAGGUGCUCACAGUGACAGGUGGAAUCGUUUCACAGUCAGCCCGUGAUAUAGAAUUCCUAGAAAAAUAAGAUUUGUAACCAGUGAUGUUUGCGUUAUAGAAGACAUACCAAUAUGAGAGGGAGUGAGUGGGAGGCAAGGUGGAGUUAGAGAUGCGCUCCAAACAGCAGCCGCGGCCGUCGUACCGCUGGCUCAACACCAACGAAAACGAAGAAGAGACAAGCCCUGACAGCGGAGUGAAGGAGCGAAACGAGAGGGGCGAGGACAGGGCAGAGGGGGAAGCUUCCCGGUCGGAGUCCCCCGCCUCCAGAGCCUCCCCUGCUGCUGAAGAUCGAGAUGACAUCGAGCACAGCAUACCAGCGACGCUGAUCCAGGACCCUAAUGCUGAAAGGGAGAGUCCGAGAUGUCUGUCGCGGGAGUCGUCAGGCGCGCCGCGCUGUCCCUCAAAUGACUCGGUGUAUUCCGGGAGGAGCGGGCCCGGCCUCCCCCUCCCCGCCGCGCUCACCGCCGCCCUCCCAGCGGCACUACCCGCUGCCCUCCUGCCACCGCACUCCGCAGCCGUCGCCGCCUAUCUCGGCGCGGCAGCCGCCGCAGCAGCACAGCAACGACUCCUCAUGUCUUGUCAAGAAGACAUGACGGACUCGGAUCGCGCUGACGCUGUACUCGACUUCAGCACGAAGCGCAGCGACUCGCCCCACGACGAUGAGGACGAUGACGCCGUCAAUCUCAGUAAGAAUGAAAACGGUCCGCUUGAUUUGUCGGUUGGCACAAGAAAGAGAGGGCCGGAGGAUUCACCGUCUCCUGUCCCUACAAGGAAAAGUUCUAGGACAGCAGAGUUUAAGCCCAGUCCAUCGCCGUGGACGACACCGGUAGCCCCACAUUUGCCAUAUUUUGCAGCCGCUGUAGCUGCUGCGAGCCUUUCUCCAAAAGGCGGAGUGCCAGCCGACUGGAAUGGUAAAUUAAAACAUGGUGUUCCAACGCCUAGUGACGCAACUAAAGCAUUGGAAAAGAUGAGCGAACUGAGCCGGUUAGGGGGCGAAGAGUUAUUCCGAUCUGUGCAAAGUGCUGCUCUAGGUGCUGGGCUUGCCCCCAAUGCUGCAGCCAGACACUCCGCUUGGCAAUCACACUGGUUAAACAAAGGAGCUGACCAAACAAAGGAUGUUCUCAAAUGCGUCUGGUGUAAGAAGAGUUUCAAUUCACUGGCUGACCUCACUGUACAUAUGAAAGAAGCGAAGCACUGUGGUGUCAACGUGCCUGUACCUCCAUCAUCAGGUGCUCCCAUCCCACCCUCUUUGCAACCACCGUCUAGUUCGCCAUCUACGCCUUCCCACAACUCUUCAUCUUCCAGUGGCUCAUCGAAACCAAACCAGAGCGAUUUAAAUAUGCUAAUUAAGGAAAAUAUGCCGAUUCCUAGAAAGCUAGUCCGCGGUCAGGAUGUAUGGUUAGGUAAGGGAGCCGAACAGACUAGGCAGAUAUUGAAAUGUAUGUGGUGCGCUGAAAGUUUCCGAUCGCUGGCUGAAAUGACGAGCCACAUGCAAAGAACGCAACAUUAUACUAAUAUUAUAUCUCAGGAACAAAUUAUAUCUUGGAAAUCGUCAGACGAAGCGAAAGGUUCUAAUUCGAGCGGCCCCGGGGCCCCCGCUGCCCCGCCGACGACCGGCACUAGUAGUCAUGUUAGCGCAGUUUUAACUUGUAAGGUUUGCGACCAAGCGUUUAGUUCCUUGAAAGAAUUGAGCAAUCAUAUGGUAAAGAAUUCUCAUUACAAAGAACACAUCAUGAGAUCGAUCACAGAAAGUGGGGGUAGGCGUCGACAAACUCGCGAAAAGAGAAAGAAAUCUUUACCAGUUAGGAAACUUCUUGAAUUGGAACGAGCGCAACACGAGUUCAAAAACGGGGAAGGAAAUGGGGUUCCCAUGGGGAAACCGAUUAGGGACUUCGGUGCAGGUAGCCGUAUCACUUGCGAGAAAUGUGGAGAUAAAAUUGAGACUGCUGUGUUUGUUGAACAUAUCCGCCAAUGCAUAGGCGCGCCUAUGUCAAAUAGCCAAAGGAAUUUUCUAAAGAGUGCUCUUCUUUCGAACAAUAUCAUCCCUCCUGAUGUACCCGGGCAUGUGACCCCGACCAGCCGCGAUGGUCGUAAGAGCAUCAACGAAGAGCUGCCUAGCCCUGGCUCGGCUCAUCACCGCUCUCCAUCAUCCGUGAAUGAUUCCUCCCCGAGUUCCAAAGAUCCCAAUGCGAGCAAUGAUAAGAGCUCGUCGCCUUCGGUUCUCAAUGCCAUAGAACAAUUGAUAGAAAAAAGCUUCGACACUCGAUCACGACAUUCGCUCCCAGGGAUGCCCGCUGGAGCAUCCCAUGCCCCGAUCGGUUCUAGUAUUCUGAAAAGAUUAGGUAUAGAUGAGAGUGUAGACUAUACAAAGCCACUAGUAGAUCCGCAAACGAUGAAUAUGUUGAGAAACUACCAUCACCAACAGGGAUACGGUCGUCGCGAGCGCAGUGGCAGCGAAUCUAGUUCAAUGUCAGAGCGAGGCGGCAGUAGGGUAGAAUCUCUAACUCCAGAUAGGAAGCUCGAUGCGUAUCAUAUGACUCCUCGUACGACACCUGAUACUCGCGGCUCCCAAACUCCUGCUUCUGAGGACCGCCCUUCCGAUGUUCGGAUAAAAAGGGAGGUCCCUGAAGAGGAAGAGCGUGAAAAUGGAGUAGAUUUAAGUAAUCAGCCGGUGCGAGUCAAAACUGAGGUGGAGGAUGAAGAAGAGCCACCGAGGCCAAGCAGCUCGACCGAGGAAAUUAAAGCUGUGCCUAAACGCGAAAGUGAAGAUCCGAGUCCAGCUGCAAGUCCUCGGAGCCCAGCAAGUGAUCGUUCAGCUAACACUCCCGGCGCUGAUAGAAAGCCGGCAUCUAGUCUAGGUGCCUUGUCUUCUAUGUUUGAUAAUUUAGCCGGGGGUGGGUCUUCAAACGAGCCUAGUUCGUCUCGUCGUGGAGGUAGCCACCCUUUAGCUGCUCUGCAGAAAUUGUGUGACAAAACUGAGACAAAUCCGUCACGCGCGCCCGCACCGGCCCCUUCUCCGGCCGGUCCGCCGAGUAUUCUAACGUUCAGCUGGGCUUGCAACGACGCGGUGGUGACUGAUUCGUUUAUGAAGUGCGCUCUUUGCGACACGCCAUUCAUAUCGAAGGGUGCUUAUAGGCAUCAUUUGUCAAAGAUGCAUUUCGUAAAGGACGGCGCUCUGCCUGACCCUGUGCCGAUGAAGGCGCCGCCGCCGGCUGCUUCCCCAGGGACUCACAAGAGCGGCGGGUCCAAUGCGGCGUCUCCUCAGGACCCGCGGAGCCCCUCGCAGUCCUUCGACGAGAGCCCCCACUCCAAGUUUCUCAAGUACACGGAACUCGCUAAGCAGCUCUCCAGUAAAUACGUGUAGGCUGUACAUAGGUCUGACGGGCCAUCAAAUGUGAUGAUACCAUAUCCUGCUACGUUAAACCUUGCUAGGGUUAGGUCGCGCUGCGACGCUAAGUAUUUCGAAACUCUUUGCCAAUUUAAUUAUUUAGGUAAUUGUUAGAGUUCACCGCAUAGUUCGGUUAGUGUAAUUACGACUAGCGACUUAAGUAUACGCCAAACGUCUUACGUUCAUGUAGGUUAAGAGAAUAUUUUGAAAAUAUUGCCUUUAGAAGUGGACCGGUUGUCGAGGCCCCGCGCCGCUCAUCUUCCACACUACGAGUACAUAUUCCAUUUUGGUAAUUGUAAAUAUAAGUCACAUUAAGUCGUAAAAUUUUCGAUUCGAUCUCUAUUGUAAAUGUAUAUUUUUUGCUAAUCUAAAGGUAAAUUUAAUUGCAAGCCUUCUGCGUGUUCUAUUAGGGAGUGCGGUCUGUCCGUUCAGUAUUCGGAAUUUGUUGCAAUAUCAUUGUGUUACUUAAUUUUUAUGUAAAUCAGUGUAAGGAUUAGUUUUAGUUGUAUGUAUAUUUUGGUCGUUCGCCUGCAAUCUCGGAGAUACAAUCUCAAGGUUCUUGUUGUAUAUAACCGACAUAGAACACAAUAUCUCCUUAGUGUAAAUUUCUGCCUAGGGUGCGCUCCAGCAUAACAGCUAUUUAUUAUUUAGUGUUAAGUACGUAUUGUUAGGUGACCUACGUCUGUGAACAUUGUAUACCAUUUACCAGCGCAUUGGUUGUCUCAACCGAUAUAUUUAAAAGUGAUACGUUAUACAGUUUUUCUUUGAAAGGAUAAGAAUAUACAUUCGUAUACGUUUAGAACAUUCAAAUGUAUUGAGAGAUUUCUUCCAUUGUAACUUCAGUUAUACGAUGUGUAUAUAAGGUACAUGCGAGUGCAAAACUCUUUUAUAUUUAAUAAAAAAAAAUAUUGUAAACAUUCUAAUGUAAGUUUCAAACGAUUUAUCAACACGCGAUGUAUACAGCAACUCGUGCCGAAAAAUAAUCGAUAAUUUUCAAAUCACAAUGUAUAUUUUUUAAAAGUUGUUAAUAUUAUUUUCCGUAUUUUAUUUAAUUUCGGAGUCAACUGUGACAAUUCAAUUGUAUACGUAUUAUAAAAUAUAUCGUCACGAGUUGCGAGUGGGAUAUUUAAAUUUUAAAUCGAUAAAGUAUCAUUUUAACGAUAAUAAUGAAACAUACGACAAAUAUUAUGUAUACGCUAGCUCUGGUGAGACUUUUGCUCAUUCUUUAAUAAAAAAAAAUGGUGUUGAAAUAUUGAUUUUACCAAAUUUAAUAAUCUUAUUUAAUAUUUUAUGUUGUAUUUCAAAAUGCAAUUAAAAGCUCAAAGAAAUAUAUAUGUUACAUACUUUAAA